UCCGUCAGUUGUUUACCAAUUCGCCGCGUAAGUUUCGUUCCACCUUACUGAGAGCACGACGGGUGUACAUCUUUUGAAUUAUUAGUACCUGAAUUUAUAUCUAAUUGUUUGUGUUUUGUUAACAACUGUUUCUACAAUGGCCCACAUUAAUGGCAAAGAAAACCUUCAUACCGGAUUAAAUAAUGUACACAUUAAGUCUCCUGUCAAAAACGUACUCGCUCUACGAAACGGUAACGACAAAGUUCAGAUCGAGAAAAUGGAAAUAGAAAAGGAAGCCGACAAACAGAAGUUUGACCCUCAGUUGGAGCCCCUGCUGAGAGAGAAUCCUCGGCGAUUUGUCAUAUUCCCAAUUCAAUACCCCGAUAUAUGGCAGAUGUACAAAAAAGCGGAGGCUUCCUUCUGGACUGUUGAAGAAGUUGAUCUGUCAAAGGACUUAAAUGAUUGGGAAACUCUGAAAGACUGUGAGAAGCAUUUUAUCAAGCAUGUCCUUGCCUUCUUCGCUGCUUCUGAUGGUAUUGUUAACGAAAACCUAGUGGAGCGCUUCUCCCAAGAAGUGCAGGUCACAGAAGCUCGGUGCUUCUAUGGGUUCCAGAUAGCUAUGGAGAAUGUACAUUCAGAAAUGUAUUCAUUGCUCAUUGACACUUACAUAAGGGAUCCUAAAGAAAGGGACUUCCUCUUCAAUGCAAUUGAAACCCUUCCCUGUAUAAAGAAAAAGGCAGAUUGGGCUUUGCAAUGGAUAGCCAGUAAGACUGCUACAUUUGGUGAGCGCAUUGUAGCCUUCGCUGCAGUGGAGGGAAUCUUCUUCUCUGGCAGUUUUGCUUCUAUCUUUUGGCUUAAGAAGAGGGGACUCAUGCCAGGACUCACAUUCAGCAAUGAACUGAUAUCUCGAGAUGAGGGCUUACACACAGACUUUGCAUGCCUCAUGUUCAAGCAUCUAGUACAGAAGCCAAGUAAGGAGUGUGUGUUGCAAGUCAUAAAAGAUGCGGUUGUCAUUGAACAAGAGUUUCUUACUGAUGCGUUACCAGUGCGGCUACUGGGCAUGAACUGUGAACUGAUGUCAGAGUACAUUGAGUUUGUUGCUGACAGGCUACUGGUUGACCUUAUUGGAGAAAAGCAUUACAACACCAAAAACCCAUUUGACUUCAUGAAUCUCAUCUCCCUGGAAGGCAAGACAAACUUUUUCGAAAAGAAAGUUGCUGAGUACCAGAAAUGGGGAGUAAUGUCGAAUCCAAUGGACAAUGUGUUCACACUGGACGCCGAAUUUUGAUUUUAGCACUUCUCUACUUUUGUUCUAAGACUGACAGUAUUAGAUAAUUUCAUUUUAGUAAUGAUUCUGACUUGCUUUAACGUUGAAAUGUUACCAGUGAACCUGGUAUGACUGCAUGAUUGGCUAAAAAAUUUAACUUCAAAUAAGUCUUAAAGUGAGAAUUAUUUUAAACAAAACUAAACUAAGUGACAAAAAACUGCAAACUCUGUAUUUUAAUAUUGCACUAAGUAACUUUUGUUAACGUUAUUUAUAUGCAUUGACGAUAAACUGUCCGUUUCUGAAACUGAUUUCAUUUAUUAAGUUAGGUAACUUUGUUUUUCAUUGUAACUAUAACUUCAGUUGACUAUUGCAAAUGAUUUUAUUUAUAUUGAACACAAUAAUACAAUUUUUUAAUAAUGAGUAACACCCAUUUUUCUACUUAAUGAAAAAGCGUAAUCACUUAAAUCGCCAAUACUAUUUUUAUAAGAGGAAUAUACAAGAACAAUUAUUAUUUUAGAGGAAGUGUCAUUUAAAUUGAUAUAGGUCAUAUUAUAUCAGCACUACUUACUUAAUUUAGAUAAACUUACAUUUUAUUAUAUUUAAUAAGAUAAGAAGUCUAAUGUAAGAUUCAAGAAUGUAGGUUAAGUGUAGAAAUAAAUAGUACUAAUUUUGCAAUAACUAAUAAUAUUAGGUAUGUAAUUUCGAAUCAAAUGUUACGAGGAUAUCUGAGUUAAUGAUGUUUUCAAUUUGAAUCUUUGUGAUAUUAUAAAUUUAAUUUUGAUAUGUAAUAUAUUCAAUAAAAUGAUCUUUAUUUGCAAC
Messenger RNA from Pararge aegeria (speckled wood butterfly), 2065 nucleotides. RefSeq names its product ribonucleoside-diphosphate reductase subunit M2 (gene RnrS). Gene Ontology annotation, cellular component: cytosol. Gene Ontology annotation, molecular function: ribonucleoside-diphosphate reductase activity, thioredoxin disulfide as acceptor. The transcript is spliced from 6 exons. Bases 137 to 1267 code for a protein of 376 amino acids. NCBI's taxonomy places the organism in Eukaryota, Metazoa, Arthropoda, Insecta, Lepidoptera, Nymphalidae. The record is from RefSeq and is a predicted model, not a curated record. Gene Ontology annotation, biological process: deoxyribonucleotide biosynthetic process.